Emiliania huxleyi CCMP1516 is the source of this 345-nucleotide messenger RNA. RefSeq lists its product as hypothetical. The record is from RefSeq and is a predicted model, not a curated record. Gene Ontology annotation, cellular component: membrane. The transcript is spliced from 2 exons. Lineage: Eukaryota; Haptophyta; Isochrysidales; Noelaerhabdaceae. The annotation marks the transcript as partial. Gene Ontology annotation, biological process: transmembrane transport.
CUCCUGGCCAUCGGCGGCGCCUCGUCACUGAUAUUCGCGACGGCAUGCCUCACGCCGCUCUCGAACCUCGUGCAAGGGCUCGUCAUCGCCGUCAGCCGUCCCUUUGCGACGGGCGACAAGAUUAGUAUUGGGUCGAUGAGCCCGCUCAUAGGGUUGGUGGAGCACUUUGGGUGGUACCAGUCGCGGCUGCGCACCGCCAACAACGAGCUUGUCGUGCUUCCAAACUCGAUGCUCGCCAAGGAGCAGGUCGUCAACCUCUCAAGGCGCACCUCGAAGAAAAUCCAGGCGACGUUCCGCGUGCGCUACGACGACCUCCCAAAGGUGCACCCGUUGCUUGAGGAGCUG